CGCAUUUUGCAAGGAGACGGUAGUGUGUUCUAACCUCAAAAACCCACGUCUGCAGUGGCGUGAGCUGAGAAGCGUCACUGAAUCAAAGAUAUCCUCCUUGAAGAGACAAUAAUUAAUGAGAAAGUGAAGUACUUAAACAAUUGUGGUGUCGAAAAAUAUUUCUACAAUGGCAUCGACGAGAGAGAGGCGUUCCAAUGCUGGGAAUAAAAUGGCAAGAUUACUUAACGAAGAAGAAGAGGAUGAUUUCUAUAAAACUACGUACGGAGGGUUCGAAGAAGUCGAGCAGGAUAAUGAUUACAUACUCAGGGAAGAGGACGAAGGCGAGGAUGAAGUGGACUCAGAUUUUAGUAUAGACGAAAAUGACGAGCCUGUUUCUGAUCCCGAACAAGAAGGACCUAAGAAAAAACGACGCCUUGUCACAAAGGCAUAUAAAGAACCUAAACCUACCUCAGCACAGUCACAUUCUACUCCUAAAGAGAAAAAGACUAAGACACCAAGGCAGCGCCGAACUUCUAUUGACAAUUCAGAGAGAAAAUCCAUUCGUCGUUCUACUGCUGCAAAGUCGGCAGCAACUCAAAGGCGACUCAAAGAGAGAAAUGAGGAUUUGAAGAGAAAAGUUAAGACUGUAAAGUACGAUGUUUGGAAGCCGACGCAGGAAGAACUGUUAGAGGAAGCCCUCAUUACGGAGGAAAUAAAUUUAAAAUCGUUAGAAAAAUACCAAAAGCUAGAGAAUGAGAAGAAAAAUACAAGGACAGUGCGAAAGACAAAUGUUGGCCCUAUUAUACGUUACCAAUCUUUGUCUAUGCCUGUUUUGAUGCUGUCUGAUACACAAGCUGACAAAGAUGAGGAAAAAAUUAAUGUCGAAGCUGAUGAUGAAAAAAAUACUACUAAUACAACCAGCAAUAUUGUAGAACCUGGAUCAUCGCCUCCCUUGUCUGAGAAACAGGAAAUAAUGGAUCAUCAAAAAACUAUUGACAGUGCCAACAAAGAUCCACCUAUCAAGCCGAAGGGAGAGUCGAGCUCAGCUCCUGAUCCAACCGAAAGUCAAAUCAUCCAUGAAGAUACAGGUUCUAAAUACGAGAGAACUUUCAUCACAUUUGAAAAUGACCGGCUUUUUACAGAAGCUUUCAAACGUACACCUGCUCCUCGGCCCUCACUAAAAUCUCUCUGCGCAAUUACGAGACUUCCUGCACGGUAUAUGGAUCCAGUGACACAGCUACCAUACAGAAAUAUACAAAUGUUUAGAAUAUUAAGAGAAGCGUAUUAUCAACAACUGGAAUCUCGUGCAGAGACAAAUGAUGCUACUCAGAAUCCUGAAUUGGCACGGUGGCUUGAAUGGCGACAAAAAAACCGACGUAAUAAUAACAGAAAUACGGUUCGUCUGGAACCUGCUUCAGUGUCGCAGGCAUCUUAGCUGAUCCUUCUCGUCAAUCGCUAUUCCUUGUAGCCUUGAACAUUCUUUUGUCAUAUGAUUUGACGUGCCACUGGAUAAUUUUAUCAAAUGCCUGCUGCAGUAUUUUGGUACGGAAAGGAGAAUGAAAAUCAAAAACCCGAAGCAAUUUACUACACUUUCUCUUUUGAAAAUGAGGAAAUUGCUGCUACUCUGUUGGGUAAAUGAGAUCCUUCGGAAGAUUUUAAGAAAUGGGAUUGGAUAGUAAAAAAAUCUAUUUUUCAAACGAAUGGAACGAGUUUCAAUGGUUUUUAUUGUUUUUUUUUCUUUUAAUUUUUAUCAUUUUUUUUUUAAUAAAGCUUUGCCACUUCACAUUAUCUAGUAGAAUAAGUUAAAGUUUUUCUGUUUUCAUAUUAUUUAUUGCUAAAAUGCAAAUUUAUCAUUUACCUACAUGGAUUGAAUCAGGAAACCACAAUCAGCACUAAGACGUUUUCUAUUUGAUACAACGAAAGAGACGUCUUUAUUUCAAUAUGAAUAAAAUUAAAUGUGUAGAAAAAAAAAUUAAGUAUGUAAUUGUAAUUAAUAAUAAGGUUAGUAAAUUACGCAUAUCAUAAGGUUUUCAUAACAGUGUGUUUAAUUUCUUCAUUUUUUUUUUUCAAGAUUUUUUUCCUUCAUUUCUUCUAAAGCAUGUUUCGUAUAAUAAUUAGGAUUUGUUAAUCUCUCGUGUAGUGCGCGAAGUCUAGACAUAUCAAUUUCCACAACGAUUUUAUUCGCUGUUGCCUUUGCUUCGAUUUAUUUCAUUCACUUCAAGUCAUUCUAUUUUACGACAAAGAUGGUUCCCGCAAUCCGCAACGCGUCUACACGCGUAUCAAACCAAUCCAUCACUUAUCUGUACACACUCAAAAUAUCUUCCUGGUCGCAUUCUUAAAUUAAAUUUAAAUAUCUACGUGAAAUUGUUCAUUGUUUUUUACCUUUGUUUUUUCUUUUUUAAUUGAUAGAUAUUUCACACGAUUCUGGACACGAAGCUGUUUGUAAAAAUAAACUCGAAAAGCAUACAGUUUAGUGCUUGCGCGUAUCAUUUUAUUUUAAUUCUACUACGUGCGCGCGAGAGCAAGUAGUGAUCAACAUGGAGUCAUUCCCAUCUUCGUCGUUUCUUCUUUAUUGAUAUUUAGUAUUUCUAUUACGACGUCUGCUCUGCACAAUUAUCAUCAUAAUUGUGUUAUUAUUUAUAAAUUGUUUAUAGUAUAUGUACUCGUGAUCAUCACACUAUGCGUAGAGAAGAAUAAUUAUAUAUGUAUUACAAAGAAGCGGUAAUACAACAUUUAAUUAUCAUAACGUAAUAUAUAUAUAUAUAUACAUACAUAUAUGUAUAAUAGUGUAGAUAUAUAUGUGUAUAUAUAUGUAUAUGUAUAGUAGUAAAUAAGACAAAUUUAAAUAGAGGGCAGAAUGGUGUGCCGGCCACGGUGUAUUCUUUAUCUUGUACGUCGCUUUUUUGGGAGGAUUGCAUCUUUUUCUGCCUUUUAAAC
Molecule: messenger RNA, 2916 nt
Organism: Diprion similis
Lineage: Eukaryota; Metazoa; Arthropoda; Insecta; Hymenoptera; Diprionidae
Gene: YL-1
Product: vacuolar protein sorting-associated protein 72 homolog
Exons: 6
Coding region: 167-1414 (415 amino acids)
Biological process (GO): chromatin remodeling; regulation of DNA-templated transcription
Cellular component (GO): nucleus
Molecular function (GO): ATP-dependent H2AZ histone chaperone activity
Source: RefSeq, a predicted model, not a curated record